AAUAGGCUCCAUAUUUAACCCUAGUUUCUCUAUCCAAAUACAAGCAAACCAGUAUUUCUGUCUUCAAUACCAAAUCUCCCCCAAGUUUAUCCACUCAGAUCCAUCUCUCUGCAUUGCAUUUCAGUUAUAUUCUGAGAAAUUAAAUCCCAUAAAUUUCCAGGAUUUUCUUAUAAUCAUUUUGCUUAUAUAUAUAUAUAUAUAUAUAUAUAUAAUAUACAUAUUGAGUCGAAGAACAAAAAUACAGAAAAGAAAGAGAGAAUAUGGUGGGGGCUGCUUCGGAUGAUCUGUCGAGGAUACUUCCUAGGGUUCUCAUCGUCUCCCGACGAACAGUUCGUAAGAACAAGUUCGUCGAUUUUGUGGGAGAGUACCAUCUCGAUUUGAUCGUGGGAUACGGAGCAGUGCCAGUGAUAGUGCCACGCGUGAAAGGAGUGCACACGCUCCUAGAGAGCUUCGACCCCAUCCAUGGCGUCCUCCUAUGCGAAGGAGAAGACAUCGACCCUUCCCACUACGAAGCGGAGAUGGCCGGUCUCUCCCCAGAGGAUAUUGAUGAGAUCAGAAAGGUUCACGCCAGUGACACCGCCAUCGACGUUGAGAAAGACAACAUCGAACUCAGACUGGCCAAGCUCUGUCUCCAAAGAAACAUACCCUUCUUAGGCAUUUGUCGUGGAUCCCAGAUUCUUAACGUAGCAUGCGGUGGAUCUCUCUACCAGGACGUGGAGAAGGAACUCUCUCGCAAUGGGGAAGAAGGGGUGAGGCAUAUGGACUAUGAGAACUAUGACGGGCACAGGCACGCGGUGAGAAUAGUGGAGAAGACGCCAUUGGAGGGGUGGUUCAGAGAGUCGCUGGAGGAGGAGAAGAUGGAGAUAAUGGUGAAUUCGUAUCAUCACCAGGGGGUGAAGAGAUUGGCGGAAAGGUUCGUGGCGAUGGCGCAUGCAGGAGAUGGACUGAUAGAAGGGUUCUACGAUCCAAAUUGGUAUGAACCUGAAGAGGGCAAGUUCAUGAUGGGUCUCCAGUUCCAUCCCGAGCGGAUGAGGCUCUCUUCUUCUGAUGAUUCCUUUGACUAUCCCGGAUGCCCUUCUGCUUAUCAGGAAUUCGUGAAAGCGGUGAUCGCGUACGAGAAGAAACUAAACGCAACAGGGAAAGUGCCAAGAAGCCCCAAGUUGAACAACGAGAUGGAGAUGAAGAGGAAGAAUCUGGUGAGAAGCUUCUCCAUCGCCAAACUCAUCUACUUCUCUGGAGGGGAACCCACAGCCCCAACCCAUAAAUCCCAGAUAGAAGCAGGAGCUGAGUUCCUCGAGGCGAGCACGGUGCUGAGCGAGCAGGAGGAGAAGAGGCUGAAGCAGAUGGGGGCAACGGUGAGGAACUCGACGGGGUACAUGAAGAAGAUGAGGAUGAAGAAGGAUCAAGAGAGGGUGGCUCAUUCCAUCUUGGACAAGAUGCCUGUCGACCGCUUGUCCGAUCUUCUUUCCUUUUACCAUAUGAUGUCCCGUCUCUGCUCCCAUGUCCUCGAGACUAAGCUCUCGUGACCCUUUAUCAACAAUUUUCAUUUUUUCGAUACCCUGAAAUUUCAUUAUGGAGACAAUCCUUCGUUUAUGACCAAAAUACGCUUUGAGUGUCAUUCUACA
Molecule: messenger RNA, 1625 nt
Organism: Tarenaya hassleriana
Lineage: Eukaryota; Viridiplantae; Streptophyta; Magnoliopsida; Brassicales; Cleomaceae
Product: protein NtpR-like
Exons: 5
Coding region: 261-1526 (421 amino acids)
Cellular component (GO): cytosol
Molecular function (GO): hydrolase activity, acting on carbon-nitrogen (but not peptide) bonds, in linear amides
Source: RefSeq, a predicted model, not a curated record